GUACUGCGCUGUCCAUGUUCCUUGUCUCGGUACCCAACCAUCGUCAGCUCCUUCAACUGCUUUCUCCCUUUACGUUUAUUUUUCUUUUGCCUCAAUGUCUAUUUCGCAACGCCUGUCUACGAAGUACUGUUAAUGGCAUGGGACGUGCACUUCAGGAUGCAAUGUAGUCGGUACCUACGACUCCUUCGGGGUCUCGUGUACGCAGCAUGGUCCUGGUCCUUCCUCUGGUCGCUCAUACGGCCUGUCAUUGGUACCGUAUCUUUCUUGCUGUUUAUCUUUUCUUUUUCCCGACUCCAAGUCCCAGGUGUGGGCUCUGUUUCUCGUAUGUGGACGGGACGGAACUGA
Molecule: messenger RNA, 345 nt
Organism: Colletotrichum abscissum
Lineage: Eukaryota; Fungi; Ascomycota; Sordariomycetes; Glomerellales; Glomerellaceae
Exons: 1
Source: RefSeq, a predicted model, not a curated record